ACACAAGAYCACGAAAGUCCAAAAGAAUCAAUACCGACAACACAACCGAGGUACAUAUAAAACUAUAGGCGACAUAAACAGCACAAAUAGAAGACGCAUUAUGACGCAGACUAUCACUGAAAAGCAAAAGAGAAAGGAAGAAGGAAAACGAAUAAAACGCCAGAGGAUCGAGGAAGCCGGCGGCGUACGACCUAGAGACAACAUCGACGGCAAGAAAAAGAAAAAGUCUUCUUCCGCAGAAGYUAUCGAAUCAAAACCACGCACUCAAAAUGGAAGCGACUACAUCCCGUCGUUCAAAAAGAACAAUAGCAACAACGACAGCUAUGGGCGUACCUAUGAUCGCAACUUUGGUACCAACAGAGUGCAACCUGCGAAACAUCGAUUCGGACGAGUGAUGGAAAAAGUUCCUUGCAGAAACAAACCUCGUUUCUCGACGCUUAGCAUUGCUCUUCCGGGAAGUGUUCUUUCAAACUGCCAAACAAGAGAGCURCGAACGCUGCUMGUGGGGAAUAUCGCUCGUGCCGCAACAAUWUACCACGUUGACGAAAUUAUUGUGUUUGAUGACAAAUUAGGGAAAAUGAAUAAAAAUUACCAGAACAAUCGCAAUGGAGGCUGGAGGGRUUUCAAGCGCCGCAAGCACGAUCACGAUGCGCACGGUCGAGAGGGAGACAAAGAGAAGGAAGAUAAGCAAGACGAAUCCACGGAGAAGAAAACAGAGGGAGACGAUUCGGAAAGGGGUGAAAGRUUCGAACAUCGACCACGAUCUACGCACGAAGAAUUCAUGGCUCGGCUCUUGCAAUAUUGCGAAUGUCCACAAUACCUGCGUCGAUGCUUCUUCCCUAUGCAUCCCGAUCUACAAUUUGCCGGCCUCUUGGCUCCCAUCGAUGCUCCGCAUCACGUCCGAGCGGAGGACCGUAGCAAAUACCGAGAAGGAAUAGUGAUGAAAAAAUGCAGUCCUAGCGGAAACUCUUUUGUAAAUUGUGGCAUCCGAAAUCGUCCGGUGGAGUAAGUGGAUCUAUAGAACUUGUUGGAAUUUGCAUCUUUUUCUCGGAAUUGGUAUCUUGUUUUGUGAUAUUUUGAAUAUAUAUAUAUAUAUCUAACUGUGCAAAACAAUCAUUUGCUCUCUAGGAUCGACCGAAAAAUCACUCCUGGCAUUCGAUGCACCGUUCAGAUUGAUCCCGCUGCGUAUGGAAAAGCAUCCCAAAUCAGAGGAACUGUCGUAGCCCCUUCGGCUCCCAGAGAAGAUGAUGGGACCUAUUGGGGAUUCACGACGCGAAUGGCAGACUCAAUCAAUGGCGUUUUCGARAAUUGUCCGUUCUCGGAUGCUGGAUACGACCUGAAAAUUGGUACAAGCGAGCGAGGGAGCAAGUCGGUAGAAGACAAGAGCUUUGGACUCCCCAAGUUUCGUCAUUCGUUGCUUGUCUUUGGUGGUGUAGCAGGAAUCGAGGAAUGCGUUGACGCCGACGAGUCCAUUAAAAUCCCCGGAUCGUCUUCCUCGAAGCUGUUUGAUCUCUGGCUGAACACCUGCCCCUUCCAGGGAAGCAGAACCAUCCGAACAGAAGAGGCCGUAAUGAUUAGUCUAGCAAAAAUCAAUCCAUUUCUAAUGAAAUCUUCCAGCGAUAAGGCGAUGCCCGACGAAAGCCAAGAGGAAGAUGACGAAUUUAGCGAUGAAUCCCCUUCCGACGAAAGUAGCGACGAAGAAGMAGUGUCAUCAGAGGAAGAGUAGGGGUGACGAUGGCGUUGAAAGAACGAGAAGUGCGUUUAGUAUGAUUUUAGUACUACUGGAUUAGACCUCUCUGAUCUSAAUGCUUUCUCCAGAGCAACCUUGCCUAGUAACUCUUUUAUUUGAUUCAAACUCACCGUGGUUCUCAAGUUCUAAUAGAAGGGCUUGUUUUACAGUCGACCUUUCCGUAUUCUGGUGUCUCUUCCUAAAUAUUUAUGAAUCUUGUUCUGAGUACAUCUUGGGACAUCCAAAAUGAUUGAAGAUCAUCUGUGUUGGUGAAAAAGAUCCCAUCGGUUGGUAGUUGCUCUUCAGCAGCAGAGCUAUUGCAUAGUACUGUCCUCGACAUUUCUUGAUUUAUGCUGCUAGUUAUUUGUUCAAAAAACAAUAAGCAAGAAC
Pseudo-nitzschia multistriata is the source of this 2119-nucleotide messenger RNA. NCBI's taxonomy places the organism in Eukaryota, Bacillariophyta, Bacillariophyceae, Bacillariales, Bacillariaceae. The record is from the annotation of a GenBank genome assembly.